CAUGUGGGGAGAGAAAGUUAUACCAACCAACGCCUCGGUGCCAGCGUUUCUCCCCAUUGAAAAUAUUUAAUAGUGCUUGCAUCCCGUGAGGGCAAUACUGCUCAGAAUAAUAUCACAUCUUAAAAUAGCUAUAUUUGGCUCAGGUUAGUUGUAAUUGCGGAUUUCUCCCUGUGUGCCACUUUCUCCCACACACAAUCACGUACACACAAACGCGUAAGUAAUACACUAGAGGGCGCAAUGUGUUGGUUUCUCUUUAAAUCUGUGAACUGCACUCGUCGUUGGACAGCAGUGAGUGCGUGAAGACUAACUUUUUUUUAUGACAGACAAACAUUGGUCUGAGUCAGAACGAUGUUUUAUCAGUGGAUAAUGCAUUGGAUGGUGUCCGCUCAAAAUAGAUGAAUUAUUGGCGCUGCUCGGAGUGUAAGGGGAACUGGUGCUUUUAAUUUAUGAAUCCCGAGGCGCCAAUAAGACCGCUGGAUGGUUGCCACAAGGAUCACGGGCAGUGUACGUUUGGUUCGGGAACGUCCCCUCAGAUGGCAGGGUCUCCUCUUCCGAGUGAUCCAAUUGUCUCAGCUCACCUUUGAAAAUGUUCGAAACGCUUGAGCUGUUACACAUAAGUACCCCGAAGCCAUGAAGCGUGAAGCACUUUGCAAAGGACAAUUCUAAAAUUAGUUAAGUGUUGCGCGGAAAUUAUGGAGUUUCUUACCUUAAAACGUAAAUAAUGUACCACCUGGCUGUGUCGAUUCUUGGGCUGUGUGAAUUGAUCUUUUUUUUUUUGACUUUGAGACGUAAAUACGUGUUGACAAGCAUUACCAUUUCCACGAGAUUUUCAUGGGUGCAAAGAGACUACUUGGUAAACAUCGAGCGGCUACAACGAAGGAUCCCCUGUCUCUAAUUCACCGGCUGUGCCUGUGACUUUUUCAUUCACAAAAUUGAUCUUUGCGAGAUUACACGUAUCAUGAAUGUUGAUGUGAUUUAGAGUUAAAGGCAACUUUUACGGAUGCUGUUGUAAACGUUGGCAUAAAGAAAUACUCAGAAAACAGAACAGUUGUUGGUUGACAUUUUAACUUCACGAAGGAACCUGGAUUUUUAUUUGUUUUACCUCACCACAACCUGCACCCUCGGCAGUUACCUUCACCAAGUUUUUUACGUCCCUCCCCUCUAGAGCCUAUCGACCGUCCGUCAACAGUACGCUGCCAGUAUGUGGACACCUUUACCGGGGUGCCUGAGAGUCUCCAUAGUGGUGAUGCUGGUCAGCCUGAGGUUUCUGCAUAGCCAGCAUGCUGCGGAUCACCCUAGGGCUGCUGCGCAGAGGCCUGAGCUCCAGCAGGAUCCUCCUGUCCACCAGAGGGAGCCCUCUGGCUCGUGGGGGUCCUGGGGGCCGUGGGCAGAGUGCUCGCGCAGCUGUGGAGGUGGGGCGCAGGAGCAGACCAGACCCUGCCUUCCGGCCUACGCUUCGCCCGCAGCUCCCCCAUACCCCUCUCACCCCGGUGGUCAGCCCCUGUCGCCAGGCCUGGUGGUGUCCGCCCUGCGCCCGUCUGUGCCGCUGUACCGCGAGGCCGGAUACCCUGUCAAUGCCAACAACUCGCAGGUGGGCGACGCCAGGACUCAGGCGCGAGUGAGCCGCCCUGAGAGAAGGAGGGGUGGAAAUGGCCCCAUCGUCCCGGGGAAGUACGGCUAUGGCCGCAUGCCUUACAUGGUGUCCGUCCAGAAGGACCCGGGCUCCCUUCCCCCGCACUCACACCGGCAGAGGCGCUCCGUUUACAGGGACGGCCGGCCCGGCAGCCCCCGGCAGACCUUCAGAGCUCACAGCCCCUAUCACAGCUACGGCGGCUCCCACCACCAGACCCCCAUCUCCCAGCCGCGGGGCGGCUCCCACCACCAGACCCCCAUCUCCCAGCCGCAGGGCGGCUCAGCCUGGGUGUCCCUGCAUCAGCCCAGCACAGACCCACAGCAGCAGGCCUCGGACGCAGCCAGGCCCUACAACCCACUGCCCACCUCCUCCUGCGCCGGCUCACCCAGCCAGUACAGGGUCUGCAACACAAGUCCCUGCCCAGCCUCCAGCAGGAGCAUCCGGGAGGUACAGUGCUCCUCCUACAACACCCAGCCUUUCAUGGGCCGCCUGUACCAGUGGGAGCCCUUCAACGAGGUUCCUGGCGAUCAACACUGCGAGCUGAACUGUCGAGCUAUCGGGUUCCGGUUUUAUGUGCGCCAGUCUGACCGGGUCGUCGACGGAACGCCGUGCGGACUGAACAACUCCUCCGUCUGUGUGGCAGGGAGGUGCCAGACUCUGGGCUGUGAUGAGUACCUUGGCUCAGGGAGGGUGAUGGAUAAAUGUGGUGUGUGCGGCGGAGACAACUCGGCCUGCCGACUGGUGUCGGGCCUCUUCAAGCACAGCCUGACCAAGGUGGGCUACCACAAGAUCGUAGAGAUCCCGGAGGGUGCCAUCAAGAUCAACGUCACCGAGAUGAUGAAGAGUCGCAACUACCUCGCUCUGCGCAGUCGAUCAGGGCGCUCCAUCAUCAAUGGCAACUGGGCCAUCGACCGCCCCGGGAAGUAUGAGGGCGUGGGGACCAUGUUCACGUACCGGCGGCCCAACGAGAUCAGCAGCACGUCGGGCGAGUCUUUCCUGGCCGAGGGGCCAACCAAUGAGAUCCUGGAUGUCUAUAUGAUCUAUCAGCAGCCCAAUCCUGGCGUUCAAUACGAGUUCAUCCUUCCCCUGGAUAACGGCGGCGGCCCCCACUUCCCCACUGAUGGCAGUGCAGGAGGGAACACGGUUAACGGCCAGGGUGUGACUGACCACUACGGUGGGUCCAGCCAGGGGUCUCAGGGCGGAUACCCACCCCAGGUGCCCGACAACCAGGUGCCACAGCCCCAGCCUCCCCGCUGGCAGCGGGAGUACAACUGGAAGCUUACCGCCACCACAGACUGCAGCGCCACCUGUGGCAAAGGUAGCAGGUACACCGUGUUCAGCUGUGUCCACAGAAUCAGCCAUGCGCAGGUGUCAGAGACAAUGUGUGACCGAGCCACCAGGCCCAGCCCUCAGGAAGAGCCCUGCAAUACAGAGCCCUGUCCAGCCUUCUGGGACAUUGGCGAGUGGUCGGAGUGCAGUAAGACCUGCGGGCUGGGCAUGCAGCACAGGCAGGUGCUGUGCAGGCAGGUGUACGCCAACCGCACCCUCAACGUGCACACCAGCCGCUGCCGCCACCUGGAACGGCCUGAGACGGCCAGCACGUGCCAGCUCAAGAUCUGCAGCGAGUGGCAGAUCCGCUCAGAGUGGAGUACCUGCUCAGUGCCAUGUGGCGUGGGGCAGAAGAGGCGAGACGUGCACUGCCUCAGUAACGUGGGGGAUGUGGUUGCUGACGAGGAGUGCAACAUGAACCUGAGACCCACUGACGUGGAGAACUGUGACAUGGGACCCUGCGCCAAGAGCUGGUUUUUCACCGAGUGGGGCAGUCGGUGCUCUGCGGAAUGUGGGAUGGGUCUGCGCACCCGUGGAGUCCUGUGUCUCAUGAAUCACAUCAGCAGUCUGCCACUGGAGGGCUGCGGCUCAGAGCGCCCCCCAGAGACAGAAGUGUGCAACCACGGGCCAUGCGACAGCCGCAUUGAAUGGUACACUGGGCCUUGGACUCAGUGUUCGGCCGACUGUGGCCGGGGGACACAGCAGCGGUCAGUGGCAUGCCUGAUGAGCUCUGAUGACGGCUUCACCGUGAUGCCCCAGUACGAGUGCUCCUCCCUGGACAAACCCCUCGGCCAGCAGAGCUGCCAGAUCAAAGCCUGUGGAGCCAAGUGGUACCACACUGAUUGGAGUGCGUGCUCUAAGACAUGCGAGGGUGGCUUCCGGAUCCGGGAGGUGCGUUGUCUCUCGGACGACAUGCUGUCUACAGAGGGCUGUGAAGAGCACCUAAAGCUUCCAGACAAAGAGGAGUGCAGCCCUGAGCCCUGCAUCCCUCAGAUAGAUGAGAACUGUCGGGACAAAUACUUCAACUGCAACGUGGUGGUCCAGGCUCGCCUGUGUGUGUACAACUACUACAGUAUGGCCUGCUGUGCGUCCUGCUCGCGUGUUCCCCACAGAACCUCGGGGUUCAGAGGCCGCCGAUAGCACCCCCAUCCUGAUCUGCACUUCUACGGCUCCCCCAGACUCGGACUACAUUGAUCCCUGACCGCAGCAUACACUGGCCCCAGGGAAGCACUACGGGAGGGAGCCGCUCUUAGACUUAUAAUGCCGAUAUUAAAAGGAGUGCCCGGAUUUCACAUUGGGAGAACGUUUGGGCUUUUGGAGAGACAGCAAGAGCUAAAUCAAAGGACAGGGUGUUGAGAGGAGGCCAUUUUGGGAGGUCCAGAAGUUGUCUUUUUCAGAUGGAGGAAAAGUGUAUGUCUUCAGCCCUGUGCUGGAGGAACUAUCCUCUCUCAGCCAAUUCUGAACCCUUGACAUGACAAACUCCAAGAGUCAUGAAACACUGGGGCUCACCUUGACCUUGAGGCUGCUGGAUCAAGGGAUGGCGCAGGUCACAAGUCAGAACAGCCCUUUCAGGAAGAGGACGGACAAACAAUGUCACAUAUUCAGACACAAGUGGGAGAAUUGAACAAAGAGGAAAACAACUUUAUGGAUAGUACUGAAUUGAUGUAAUGAUGCUAUGUAUAAAUGUACACAUUUUUAUAGGAUUUUCUACAAACAAAAAAAAAACAAAAAAAAAAAACUCAUAUUUAUGACAAUAUUAUUAAUUACUGUCUAUGAUGUGAUGCAUACUUCCACUUGCUCCGUCAGACUCGUCCCCUAGGCGACGGCCCUGCUCCCUGGGCUGUCAUAUCAGAAGGGGUGAUGAUGCUGGCCCACACAGAAGGUGCAUCGGAGCCUGUGGGCAUUAAAACACAGACAUAACUAUUAUAAGAACAUGCUCUCAUGUGCACUGGAAAAUAAUGCACACGAUGGCCAUAUCGCCGUAUUGCCCUGUCACAUUGUCUCACUUGAUAAAACAAUAUCAAAAGCAGAGCAAGUAUACCUGGAAACAACUGAAACACACCAUGAAUCAUCGAUGAAUCGCAAACUCCAAGACACAGAUCGAUGCAGUGUUGAAUGAUAAUGUGGAUGUUUUCUGAUGAUCCUGUCCUUAAACAUUAAUAAGUAAUACGUGCAGGUCCAAGGCACAUUGUUUUAGGGGUCAUACCUUCAGUUAGGAUUAAGCUACAAUGAAGUGCAUAUAUCAAUAUAGAUUUACAUGUGUUCCUGUAACAGGGAAUUUCCUCUCUAAAUACAAAGUAACUUGAAAAUGAUCACACAGUUUGGCAACCACAAAACUGAAGAAUAUUCAGUUGUACUAAGCAAUUCCAUUAUCACAAUAACCAAUCUGUCAUUUUCUCGUGAUAAGAAGACACCAUUACGAUGAGGAUUUGGCAUGACGGGGAAGUUGAGAUAAUAAACUACUAAUUUAUACAACUA
Messenger RNA from Clupea harengus (Atlantic herring), 5440 nucleotides. RefSeq names its product thrombospondin type 1 domain containing 4 (gene thsd4). The record is from RefSeq and is a predicted model, not a curated record. Gene Ontology annotation, biological process: extracellular matrix organization; proteolysis. Gene Ontology annotation, molecular function: metalloendopeptidase activity. Gene Ontology annotation, cellular component: extracellular matrix. NCBI's taxonomy places the organism in Eukaryota, Metazoa, Chordata, Actinopteri, Clupeiformes, Clupeidae.